Pelmatolapia mariae (spotted tilapia) is the source of this 2448-nucleotide messenger RNA. Its product is annotated as G-protein coupled receptor family C group 6 member A-like. The coding region runs from base 1 to 2448 and encodes 815 amino acids. NCBI's taxonomy places the organism in Eukaryota, Metazoa, Chordata, Actinopteri, Cichliformes, Cichlidae. The transcript is spliced from 6 exons. Gene Ontology annotation, biological process: G protein-coupled receptor signaling pathway. The record is from RefSeq and is a predicted model, not a curated record. Gene Ontology annotation, cellular component: plasma membrane. Gene Ontology annotation, molecular function: G protein-coupled receptor activity.
AUGAGUGUAUUUCACUCCUCUUCUGGAGAAAAUAGUCUCCUGCAUGCCUACUAUCAUGGAGAUAUCAUCAUUGGAGGACUUUUCCCCAUUCACUUAAAAACCAAUAGGACUAACACUUCUGGACCUCUCUCCUGUAGUGACUAUGACGUACAAAUGUUCCUCCGCAGUCAAGUGAUGAUAUACGCCAUCAAAGAAAUCAAGCUACCUAACAUCACCAUAGGAUACGACAUCUAUGACACCUGUGGCGAUGUCAGUCUCGCUGUGAGAGCGACUCUUGAGCUGCUGAAGAAUCAGUCAGACCCACAAAGCUGUUUAUUACCAUCAGAGCCCCAAAUGAAGGUGGUGAUUGGAGAAAGGUACUCGGAAGUAUCGAUAGCUGUAGCACGAAUUGUUGCUCUGUCAUCAGUUACCCAGAUUAGUUAUGCAUCAACAAGUGAGUUUCUCAGUGACAGGUUCAAGUUUCCCACUUUUCUGCGAACAGUGCCGAGCGAUAAAUAUCAGACAAGAGCUAUUGUUGAGCUGGUGAAGACAUUUCUUUGGCAAUCAGUGAUUAUUGUGGGAAGUGAUGAUGAGUAUGGAUUGUUUGGCAGUGAUAGCCUUGAAGACACCUUCAGCCAAGACACAAACAUCUGUGUUGAAUUUGUUCAAAUCUUGUCAGCUGAUUUUAUGACAAACAACUCUCAGACCCAAACUGAGCUGAAUAAACUACUGGAAAAAAUAAAAAACUCCUCUGCUGAGGCCAUCAUCCUCUUCACAAAGGACACUAAUGCAGAAAUCAUCCUGGAAGCAGCUAUUAAACACAAAGUUAACAGAAUGUGGAUUGCAAGUGAUGCAUGGUCCAGCUCUCCAAAGAUCUCUGCAAUGCCAGGCAUCGAGCUGGCAGGAGAAGUUUUUGGGUUCAUAUUUAAGCAGAAAGAGGUGCCUGGCUUUAAAGACUAUGUCAUGUUGAUGUUUAAUGGAACUGAAAACGCCCUUCUCGAAGAUUACCUAACGCAGAAUCCACUUUGUUCAAAUCAGUCUGAAGAAGAAAGACAAUGUCUGAAACCGAGUUUCUUGGCUUCUUACAUCGACCCGGAUGAAUCUUAUAGGAUCUAUUUAGCUGUUCAAGUCAUUGGUGAGGGGCUCAGACGCUUGCUGAAGUGUGAAAACCACCAGUGUGAACAUAGCCCCAAAUUCACAGCCUCAGAGCUUCUCUCAGAAAUCCAAAGAGUCAACUUUAAUGUGAGCACCACACACGUAUCCUUCAAUAGUGAUGGAGAUCCUAGGAUGGGAUAUAAUAUCGUAUACUGGAACAAGUCUGAAUUCGAACAGGGUGCAAAAAUAGAAACUAUUGGAGAAUACAGUCCAGAUGGAAAAAUUAACGUCCCAUUAUAUCUUUUCAAAGACCUGAUAAAUGACACGGUGUCGGUUUACAGCUGCUAUAAAAAAUGUGCACCAGGACAUGAGUUACAAUUCAAAAGGAAGUGUUGUGGAGUUUGUGUUGCAUGUGUGAUUGGAGAGUUUUCCUCUGGUAACGGUAAGUACUGUAAACCCUGCAGUGAAAGGCAAUAUUCAUCUGAAAAGUUGGAUCAGUGUUUGAACAAAACAGAUGACUUUCUCCCGUGGUCCGAUCCUUUCUCGAUCAUCCUCUGUUCUCUGGCAGCCACUGGGAUCAUUGUUACUGUUGUGUUUGCUGUUCUGUUUGUAAUCAACCUUGGAACUCCCGCUGUGAAGGCAGUCGGAGGUUAUAUGUGUUUCCUUGAGCUUCUAUCCCUGCUGGCCGGCUUCUGUCUUACGUUCACUUUCAUUGGCAAACCUACUCAGAACUUAAACUGUGUAGGUUUGCCGCUCUUUGGUAUAGUCUUUACCCUCUGCAUCUCUUGCAUUCUGGCCAACUUGUUUCAAAUCUUGUUGGGCUUCAACUUUGAUCUGACGAUUGGGCCCUGGAUAAAGAAGCUAAAUCAACCACUGGUGCUCAUGACUGUUGUCUCUGGGAUCCAGGUGGCCGUGUCAGUGUCAUGGCUGAUCUUCAACCCACCCAUUCCUCAAGAGACGCAAGGGGGCACAACUAUCCUGCACCAGUGUGAGAUGACGUCCUUUGAGUACUUUUCAGCCAUGUUAGUCUACAAUGGUUGCUUGGGCCUAACUUGUUUCUUUUUUGCAUUCAAAGGUAGACAGCUGCCAGAUUUUUAUAAAAAUGCUUCUUUAAUCACUAUCAGUACGAUGCUGUUCAUGGUUAUCUGGAUUAUCUUCCUCCCACUUUAUCUCACCAUGUCAGGGAAGUACAAACCAGCAAUAGAAGGUGCAGCAAUCCUUACUUCCUGCUUCAGCAUCCUCUUCAGUCACUUGGCUCCCAAGUGUUAUAUUAUCUUUUUCAGGAAAGAGCUUAACCAAGAGAGCGCCAUCACUGAGUACAUUAGGAAGCAUUAUGAGCGGAAGAGUUUACCUGUGAUUGGCACACAACACUGA